Molecule: messenger RNA, 1412 nt
Organism: Lactuca sativa (garden lettuce)
Lineage: Eukaryota; Viridiplantae; Streptophyta; Magnoliopsida; Asterales; Asteraceae
Product: grpE protein homolog 2, mitochondrial
Biological process (GO): protein folding; protein import into mitochondrial matrix
Cellular component (GO): PAM complex, Tim23 associated import motor
Molecular function (GO): protein-folding chaperone binding; adenyl-nucleotide exchange factor activity; protein homodimerization activity
Source: RefSeq, a predicted model, not a curated record
UGUCCCAAUACGUCGUCGUUGCGAGCGGCCCUACCACCAAAAUUGAUGCGGGGAUACGGGGUUUUUCCGUUUUUGCAUAAACCCUAAAUUCCUUUUUCAAGACAUUUCUAAGUGAACGUGGAAGCCCUGUCUCCGAUCAAAUGAGAGCUUGUGCAUUCGUUUCAGAGAUAUGGAAGAAGAAACAAGUAAAUUUGAGUAUAUUGAGGUGCUAUGGAGAAUCUCGCCAUCUUCAUUCCAGCUAUCGUUUCGUUCAAUUGCCGUUUAACGCGAGUCAGGUGGUAACAAGCCAAACAUCUGUGUUCCACAAUUCUCUUAUUGCUUCUUCUAUUCAACAGUGUAAAUUUUUCUCAUUUGCAUCUUCUCAAACUAAUGAAAAUGAGACUGCUCAACCUGCGAAUAAGCCAGAAGCUACUAUGGAGACAAAUAACGCUUCUCAAACAGAACAUCCUGACAAGAAAGUGGAUUCGGGUGCCACCGAUGUAUCCCAAUCUGUCAAAAAAAGGAGAAGAGGUACUAAAAGAACUAAAUUUUCUGAUUCAGAUUCAGAUUCUGAAAACAACUUAUCCAGGGACGAAUUAGUAACUCUUCUAGCAAAAAAGAAAGAACUUCUUAAGAAAAAGCACAGGGAAAUGGAGAUUAUGCAAGAGAAAUUCCUGAUGAGUUAUGCUGAAAAUAAUAAUAUUAUUGAAAGGACAAAACGGGAAGCAGAAAAUUCAAAAAAGUUCGCCAUACAGUCAUUUGCAAAGAGCUUGCUGGAUGUUGCAGAUAAUCUUGGUAGGGCUUCAAUGGUUGUUAAAGACAAAUUUACAAAAAUGGACACAAGUGAAGACCCUACUGGAGCUCUAUCACUUUUAAAAACAUUGCUUGAAGGUGUUGAGAUGACAGAAAAACAGCUAGCAGAGGUAUUCAAGAAGUUUGGAGUAGAAAAAUAUGAUCCUGUGAAUGAAGAAUUUGAUCCAAAUAGACAUAAUGCAGUUUAUCAAGUGCAGGAUCCUUCCAAGCCUCCAAAUACUGUAGCGGUUGUAAUGAAGGCGGGAUACAUGUUGCAUGAACGAAUCAUACGGCCAGCUGAAGUUGGUGUAACGGGUGGUGUGGGUAUGGACAAGAAAGAGAGGGAAAGUAGGGAUUGAGAUUGAUAACACAAACCUCCUUUUACCAAACAUUGUAUAUAAUGGUGUUUCUUUUUUAGGUUAAGUGAUAAGAAGAUGCAUUUAUCCAUUAAGAGCUCUUUUUUUUAUGUAGGCUACAUUUGAAAGAUCAUUUUCUAUUUAGCAUGUGGCAUCAUAUAUUAAAAUAUGUAUUUUAAAUUCAACAUGUGGCAAUUUUCUUUUUUUGAUGAAAUUGUAUGAGAUACUAACAUUGAUUUUCAUAAAUUUUGGUAUUAUAUUAAAAGUUUCGAAAGUUUUAGUUUU